This is a messenger RNA of Triticum turgidum subsp. durum (durum wheat), 768 nucleotides long. The record is from the annotation of a GenBank genome assembly. NCBI's taxonomy places the organism in Eukaryota, Viridiplantae, Streptophyta, Magnoliopsida, Poales, Poaceae.
AUGAUCAUCCUCUUACUACUCAUUCUUGGCUUCAAGCCAUUGGUCACCGCCGCCGAUCCAUUGGUGUGGCGCUGCGACUCCCAUUUCGUCAACAAAGCCUACAAAGCUAACAUUAAGCUCCUAUCUGCUGCACUAUCUAUGAGUAUCUCAUCCACACAAACUAUCUUUGCCAAGGGCUUCACCGGAACCAAACAAGACCGCGUUUAUGGCACCGUGCAGUGCCGCGGCGAUGUCAGCGCAUCUGCCUGCCCCAGCUGCAUCACCACAGCAUUCCGCAACAUUGGGUGGCCGUGCAUACUCGAAACGGUCACAGCUGUCUUAUAUGAGGACUGCAUCGUCCACAUCUCCCAGGAAGACCUUAUCUACGACUCCAGUGAUAUGCUAAAAAGGUUACUGGUCUUCACGAACACAACGGAACGCACUGUGAGUCCCAGCAUUCACUUGGAAGCGAGUCUUAUGUACAACAGCUCCCGGAUUGAUGGCAACAUCAAGGUGCUGCUCCAAGAGACAGCCAAACAGGCAGCCUACAACUCCACAAUGAUGUAUGCCACCGGCCGCCUGGAUGUCUUCAGCGCACUCCCGCUGCUCUACUCUCUGGCGCAGUGCAACCUGGACCUACCACCGAAUGAUUGCUGGGAUUGCCUCAAGAAUAUCAGCAGCGCGGCAAAGAGUUUCUUCAAAGAGCAACAUGGUGAAUGGAUUUCUGGUACGUGGUGCAAUUUCAGGUACAGCACGAAUCAGUUCUAUGAGGGCCAGCCCAUGCAGUAG